UCCUGUUCCAUCUUCUCAAUAUCCACUCACCCUUUUGUGCUGCCACUAACAAAACAGCACUUCAACCUCAAAUUUUCAACCUUUGCUCAUUCAUGUCCCUUCUUCCUUCACUGCAAACACCCAAUGUUCCUUUCCAUCCUAACUACUAGUCAUUCUCGCAACCAGCAAAAAGGAGAAUGGUUAGCAGGAAGUUUCAAGGCUGAGAACUUCAUUCCAGUGCUUAUUAUAGGUUUCAUUUUUGGUCUGUUGUUGGAUUUAUCAAAGCCCAGUAGAAAUCACUUGUCCAAGAAAAUGUUCUCAUCUGCCAAACCUCAACAACAGCAACUCGCAGUCUCAAGCAAUGGUGAUCAAGAACUUAAAAUGGUUCUGGUUGUACAACAAGACCCAAAUAUGAAAUCCGGAAAGAUUGCAUCUCAAUGUGCUCAUGCUGCCACUGGCAUUUAUGCAGAAUUAAUGCAAAGUGAUCGGUGUCUUUUGAGAAGAUGGGAUCAGUGUGGCCAGCCCAAAAUUGUUGUGACUUGCAGGAAUCAACAAGAAAUGAAUAAACUGACGGAAGCAGCUGAGAGUAUUCACCUUCCUACUUUUGUUGUUGCUGAUGUUGGACGAACACAGGAGAUGUAUGCUUUAUACUGUUCAAGAAGGCGGUGGAGGCGAAAUCUUACCAGAGGUUGUCUGGUGCGGACAGGAAGAAGUUGAGACGAAGCAUUAAGGACAAAUUCCCAAGGGUUUUUUAUUCCGAUUUAGAUGCCUUGCUUCCUCCCAAGACUAGUAGAUUCCUUUAUUCUCUUGGACAAGAACCUACUUUACCAGGAAAUGCCAAGUUUUUGCUCCAGCCAAUUAAUCAUAAAUUUGAUCAUAGUUAUGUCACAAGGAUGGUUAUUGUGCUGUUGGAUUCAACCCAUAUUUGUGGCCACCUAGAAAAGGUGGGCAUCCCCUUUUCUAAGACGGUUAUUGUAUGACCGUCGUAGAAAUGCAGAUAUAGUAUGUUGAUACUAAGAUGGUCUCUUCCUUUUCCAUUUCGCUGCAAUUCGUCUUCCAAGAAGCAAAGAAAUCCAUUGAUGAAGAAGAUCCUAGGCCUACAAGUUCCAAUGGAGCUUACAUCACUAUCCAUGCUCUUAAUAAUAAUAAGUAUAAACAAAUGAAAAUUGAAAGUGCAAAACCCAAGUUCCAGUUCGCUCAUUUAUUAUGCAUCAAAUUAAAAAAAAGUAAAUAAAAUAAAGUUCCAAUUUCACUCAAGCACAAACUGGGAAUUCUGUAAUUGAUUACAUUAUUACAGUGCUUAGGUUAGCUUAGCUUAGCUUUAGCUUCUAAAACCAUCUUUUCAUCUCAUUGACCAACUUCAUUUCUUCCUUUGAUAUUGCACAUCUCAAUAAUAUUACAAUCUUCAAAAGGGCUGUCCAAAAUCCCUGGCAUAUCAAUUACUUGGUACCUUAGGUGUUUAUAAUCAGUAUGACCCACAAAGAGAGACUUGGUAGUGAAAGCAUAGGGCUGUACAUUCACAUCAGCUCUUAUAAACAGUAGUCGUAUUUGGAUCAAUAGAGGGAAGCCUAGCCAUGUGUUGUCUAACCUGUUCUAAAUAAGCCAAACUCGAGCCAACCCUCUUGAUCACAUUGCACAUGCGGGCAAAAGCAACAACCUUAAGACAAUUGCACUGGUAAAGCAAGUCACCAUACUUCAAUAACUUGACAUAGUCUUUGGUUACUACGAUCUUAAGAGAUGUGUGAAGCACACAGGUGAUUUGACAUAUUCUCAUCAAAACUUUAAUGCAAAUAUUGCUAGAUUUUAGAGUAAAUUAACCUCCAACCAU
This is a messenger RNA of Glycine soja, 1807 nucleotides long. Its product is annotated as peptidyl-tRNA hydrolase 2, mitochondrial-like. The coding region runs from base 124 to 696 and encodes 190 amino acids. Gene Ontology annotation, cellular component: cytosol; mitochondrion. Lineage: Eukaryota; Viridiplantae; Streptophyta; Magnoliopsida; Fabales; Fabaceae. The transcript is spliced from 10 exons. The record is from RefSeq and is a predicted model, not a curated record. Gene Ontology annotation, molecular function: peptidyl-tRNA hydrolase activity.